UGAUGGCCCAUGUUGUCACACAGUUGCAUCAUGCCCAACCUCAGAGUCGACUCUCUCAGCAUUUCCGUCAUCACGCAGCCGUUUGCUCUGCCCUCUGUUCAGCUUCGGUGCUUGACGUCGUCGUCCCCUGUUUCCUUUGCUGUCGCUGACGAGUUUCUCCUUUCCCCCUCCUACUGCUUCGUUCAGUUUCAAUUGCAGGCCUAAAGCUUGCGUCAAUGACUUGGUUGUGACGUUUUUUCUUUGACAGCUUCUCUAGGUAUCCCUGCAAGCUGCAAUUUCGUGGGUUGCUACUCUCCAGGCUGGUUGUCAUCUUGCCUCAUGAUGCCAGGAACAGCAUCUACCGAGUCUAUUUUCGUAUGCUUUCUCCUGUGCAUUGAAUUGAGAUUUUAGAUUUUUAGUUUUCAGAUGAACUGAAAUUUUCUCUAAUAGAUUUGAAGACUGUGAUUCAAAAUUUGAGAUGGUUGGGCGUUUGAAUCAAUUAAGUAGCUUACGUUCUGGUAAAAGCUCUCCUCAGAUGAGUACUCUGAAGUAUCUAGGGGACCCCAGGAAUCAGCUUCAUGCUGCCCGAAAGUACCUUAAAGUACUGGGUUUUUCCUCUCUUCACACAGCUUCAAAUUCCUCUGUUGAACUUCACUCGCAAGAUGAGGAAGUAAUGAUUGCUUUGGGAAGUAAUGUAGGCAUUAGGCUCCAUAACUUAAGAGUUGUUACUAAACUCGGUCCAAAUGAAUUAUUGGCUGCACUCAAACGAAUUGAGAAGGACUUGGGUCGUACUGCUGGUAUAAGGUAUGGUCCAAGGCCAAUUGACUUAGACAUUUUAUUCUAUGGUAAAUAUAAAGUCAGGUCUGAUACUCUCACUAUGCCUCAUGAAAGAAUCUGGGAAGGACCAUUUGUUCUGACCUCUUUGAUGGAUUUACUUGGAUCAGCUAUUGACAAUGAUACAGUUGCUAGCUGGCAUUCACUUUCAGGUCAUUCUGGUGGACUAUCUGCAUUAUGGGAAAAAUUAGGUGGUGAAUCCCUUAUUGGAGAGGAAGGUAUGUAUAGGGUAAUGCCCUUUGCAAAUGGCUUACUUGACUGGUCACAGAGAACACUGGUCAUGGGGAUCCUUAAUUUGACUCCGGAUAGUUUUACCUGAAAAGGAGAAGUAUAAGGCCAGUUGGUUGUGAGUGUGUGUGUGUGUGUAAUUUAACUUUAAAUGCUAAUUUCCUUGAAUGAUUUGCAUAACAUAAUUUAUUUGUGUUCAUUUUCUCAUUAAUUCAUUGAUUUUUUUCUUACAAUUGGUAACUUACAAUCUCAACUUCUAUAUUUUUCAGGGGCAGAAGAUUGAGGCAUCUAUCAGGAAAACAAUGAUCGGAAGAUUCCUCCUUUGAUGGGAGUAUGAAACUAAAUGCAGGUUUUUAAAUUCAGUAAAAAGGAGAGCAAUAGUAGUCCUAUAAUCAUUAGUUGAUGGAGGUGUGGUUUAUCGUGAAGUUUGCUGAACAUUACAUUCUAACCUUCACUUGCUUGAAUAUGGCAUAAUUUGUUACUUAAUUUUACUUCUUUUUGCAUUUGGGUUUUGGGUGGGACAACUCUCUAGAUGGAUAAUGUCAUAACGAAUUUAUGCAUACAAUAAUCACUCUUUUUCUCAUGAAUAUUCUGGUAUCCUUAAAAAAUUAUGCUAAUUCCAUGCAAUGUAAGAGGAUUUAGUGAGGAUUGAGGACACUUUUACUUGAAAUCAUUGACUCAUUUUAUGUGUUAAAUCCACUUGGUAUGAUUUUACCAUUGCACGAAAGACCUUAUUUUCAUUAAAGGUGUUGAACCAACACAUGUUGCAGCCACUGUAGUCAUCUCUUACUAUAGAUUUAUUGCUAGACUUGAUGCCAAUUGCAUGUCUUCCAUUUCUUUCACUUCAUUUUGUUCCUCACUUUCUUUAUUUGUUUCUUUAUUUUGUUUCACUUCUCCUUCACUUGUGGCUGAUUUAAUUUCCUUUUUAAGAUAACAAAGUGAAAUCAAAUAUUGUAAAUAUGAAUUUUUUCCUUUUCUUCUCACAUCUACAACUUUGCAUUGUCCUUUCAUUUUUUAUGACACAUGCAAUGUGACAACUAACUCCGCGAUACCAAACACUGAAGAUGAGGAGGAAUUCAUUUGCUACUUUGCCUACAAAGCUUCUUUCCCACCAUCCACACCCUUCUUUUCUAUAAUUUAGGAGAGUUGUGUGAGUUCACCAGCUUGGUUCUGCAGGCAAUUCUACUGGUCUAAAUGUCUUUCUGCCACAAGUUGAAGGUUGGUGGGAAACUUUGGACCAAGAAGAGAAAUCCAAUGUCAGUGUUAUAGCCAUAUACAAUGUAGCUAAAUAUUAUGUUUUAAUCAAGUUGGAUGAGAGUUCAUCUCCGUUUUUAUUUUCAUGUUUCAAGUAACAAGUUAGCUCUCAUUAAGUGAGGAAGAUGACAUUUCAUGGGUGCUACACAACUGUUUUGUAUAUUUUUCUGUAUAGUGGGUCAUUGAGGAGGGAAUUACUGUUUUGUAUACUUCUUUUCUAUGGAUAUACUGGUGAAUUAUUAAAAUGCAUUUGAUGA
This is a messenger RNA of Lotus japonicus, 2552 nucleotides long. Its product is annotated as folate synthesis bifunctional protein, mitochondrial-like. Lineage: Eukaryota; Viridiplantae; Streptophyta; Magnoliopsida; Fabales; Fabaceae. Gene Ontology annotation, molecular function: 2-amino-4-hydroxy-6-hydroxymethyldihydropteridine diphosphokinase activity; dihydropteroate synthase activity. The record is from RefSeq and is a predicted model, not a curated record. Gene Ontology annotation, biological process: tetrahydrofolate biosynthetic process. The coding region runs from base 458 to 1132 and encodes 224 amino acids. The transcript has 3 exons.